Molecule: messenger RNA, 4848 nt
Organism: Lagopus leucura (white-tailed ptarmigan)
Lineage: Eukaryota; Metazoa; Chordata; Aves; Galliformes; Phasianidae
Gene: DOCK9
Product: dedicator of cytokinesis 9
Exons: 41
Coding region: 172-4833 (1553 amino acids)
Biological process (GO): positive regulation of GTPase activity; small GTPase-mediated signal transduction
Molecular function (GO): guanyl-nucleotide exchange factor activity
Source: RefSeq, a predicted model, not a curated record
AUUCCCACCAUGACAGAUUUAGCAAACUGCAGCUGAGAAGUUAGACUAGUUCAUACUUUCUCCUGCUUGUGUUGGGAGAAAGCUAUUGUUUUCACUGGAUCACUGGCAUGUUAAUUAUUUUGAUGCCAAAACGCAAACAGUUUUGCUGCUCUUUGUAUUUCCAAUCAAAGAAUGCAGGCAAGGACAAUCAGAAAUCCUAAAAAAGACCUUAUUAUAGAGUCUCCACAGCAGCGCAAGGAUGCAGGUCUUUGUGAAGCAGAAGCGGACAGUCCUGUGGUAGUACUGGCAAAACCAAAACUCAUAGAACCAAUAGACUAUGAAAAUGUCAUCGUUCAGAGGAAAACACAGAUUUUGAAUGAUGCCUUACGUGAGAUGCUGCUGUUCCCUUAUGAUGACUUUCAGACAGCGUUACUGAAACGACAGAGUCGAUACAUUCACUCAACAGUUCCUGAAAAUGCAGAGAAGGAAGCUCAGAGCUUAUUUGUUACUGAGUGCAUCAGAACCUACAAUUCAGACUGGCACGUUGUUAACUAUAAAUAUGAAGAUUACUCAGCAGAGUUUCGACAGCUUCCAAAUAAAGUGACAAAACCGGAGAAGCUUCCAGUGCAUUUGUAUGAAGUGGAUGAAGAAGCAGAUAAAGACGAGGAUGCAGCAUCUCUUGGGUCUCAGAAAGGUGGAAUAACAAAACAAGGAUGGCUGUACAAAGGCAACAUGAAUAGUGCAAUCAGUGUGACAAUGAGAUCAUUUAAAAGAAGAUUUUUCCACUUAAUCCAACUUGGUGAUGGAUCCUAUAAUCUCAAUUUCUACAAAGAUGAAAAAAUAUCAAAAGAACCAAAGGGAUCUAUAUUUCUGGAUUCAUGCAUGGGAGUGGUUCAGAACAAUAAAGUCAGACGUUUUGCAUUUGAACUCAAGAUGCAAGACAAGAGUAGUUACCUUUUAGCUGCAGACAGUGAACUUGAAAUGGAAGAAUGGAUAAACACUCUGAACAAAAUCCUUCAGCUUAACUUUGAGGCUGCAAUGCAAGAAAAGAGAAAUGGAGAAUCUCAUGAAGAUGAUGAACAAAGCAAGAUGGAAAGCUCAUCAAGUAGUUUUGACAGUUAUUAUCCUGAAAUUACAAAGAGUACCAGAGAAGCAGAAAUCAAGCUGAAAAGUGAAAGCAGAGUUAAACUUUUUGCCUUGGAUCCAGAUGCACAGAAACUCGACUUUUCUGGUAUUGAACCAGAAGUGAAGCCAUUUGAAGAGAAAUUUGGAAAAAAAAUACUUGUGAAGUGUAAUGAUUUAUCUUUCAAUUUGCAAAGCUGUGUUGCUGAAAAUGAAGAAGGACCAACAACAAAUGUGGAACCUUUCUUUGUCACAUUAUCACUGUUUGAUAUCAAAAUCAAUCGGAAGAUUUCAGCAGAUUUCCAUGUUGAUUUGAACCACAACUCAGUACGGCACAUGAUAAGCAGCGCUCCUCAACAAAUGAUGAAUGGCAGUGGUGAUGGUUCACACAGGAUUCAGGACGCUUAUGAAACAAUGUUACAGUAUCCAAAGCAGGGAAUAUUCUCAGUCACAUGUCCUCAUCCAGACAUUUUCCUUGUGGCUAGAAUAGAAAAAGUAUUACAGGGAAGUAUUACACACUGUGCUGAACCAUACAUGAAAAGUUCAGAUUCUGCAAAGGUUGCACAGAAAGUUUUGAAAAAUGCUAAGCAGGCAUGCCAGAGAUUAGGUCAAUACAGAAUGCCUUUUGCCUGGGCAGCCAGGACAUUAUUUAAAGAUGCCUCAGGAAUGCUGGACAAAAAUGCAAGAUUUUCUCCUCUGUUCAGACAAGACAGUAAUAAGCUUUCAAAUGAAGACAUGCUGAAAUUGUUAGCAGAUUUCAGGAAACCUGAAAAGAUGGCCAAGCUUCCUGUUAUUUUAGGAAAUUUGGAUGUUACAAUUGAUAAUGUGUCACCAGAUUUUUCAAAUUAUGUAAAUUCAUCAUACAUUCCCAUGAAACAGUUUGAAAGCAGUACCAAGACACUAAUAACAUUUGAAAUAGAGGAAUUUGUUCCCUGUAUACCAAAACACACUCAGCCGUUCACCAUCUACAACAAUCAUCUUUAUGUUUACCCAAAGCAUUUGAAAUAUGACAGUCAAAAGUCCUUUGCAAAGGCUAGAAAUAUUGCAGUAUGCAUUGAGUUCAAGGAUUCUGAUGAAGAGGAUUCUUUGCCUUUAAAGUGUAUCUAUGGUAGACCAGGUGGACCAGUAUUUACUAGAAGUGCGUUUGCUGCUGUUUUGCAUCACCACCAAAAUCCAGAGUUUUACGAUGAGAUUAAAAUAGAGUUGCCCACUCAGUUGCAUGAAAAGCAUCAUUUGUUGUUCACCUUCUACCACGUCAGCUGUGACAAUUCAAGCAAAGGGAGUACAAAGAAGAAAGAUGUUGUUGAAACACAAGUUGGCUAUUCCUGGCUUCCACUAAUAAAAGAUGGAAGAGUGGUGACAAAUGACCAACACAUUCCAGUGUCAGCAAAUCUUCCAUCAGGCUAUCUUAGUUAUCAAGAAGUGGGGGUUGGAAAGCAUUCUGGUCCUGAAAUUAAAUGGGUAGAUGGAGGCAAACAACUGUUAAAAAUAUCCACUCAUCUAGUGUCAACUGUGUAUACUCAGGACCAGCAUUUGCAUAAUUUUUUUCAGUACUGCCAGAAAACUGAAUCUGGAGCUCGUGCACUAGGAACCGAACUUGUAAAAUAUCUCAAGAGUCUUCAUGCUAUGGAAGGCCAUGUGAUGAUAGCUUUCCUGCCAACUGUUCUCAACCAGUUGUUUAGGGUUCUUACUAGAGCAACCCAAGAGGAAGUUGCAGUCAAUGUGACAAGGGUCAUUAUCCAUAUUGUUGCUCAGUGUCAUGAAGAAGGCUUGGAUAGCUACUUAAGGUCUUAUGUCAAGUAUGCUUAUAAAGCUGAACCCUAUGUUGCUUCUGAGUAUAAGACAGUACAUGAAGAACUGACAAAGUCAAUGACAACAAUUCUGAAGCCAUCUGCUGACUUCCUUACAAGCAACAAGCUACUUAAGUAUUCAUGGUUUUUCUUUGAAGUUCUGAUAAAAUCAAUGGCUCAGCAUUUGAUAGAAAAUUCUAAAGUGAAGUUGUUGCGAAACCAGAGGUUUUCAGCUUCCUUCCAUCAUGCAGUUGAAACCGUUGUCAAUAUGUUAAUGCCACACAUUACUCAGAAGUACAGAGACAAUCCAGAGGCUUCAAAAAAUGCAAACCAUAGCCUUGCUGCCUUCAUAAAAAGGUGUUUUACUUUUAUGGAUAGAGGUUUUGUUUUCAAGCAAAUCAAUAAUUACAUCAGCUGCUUUGCACCAGGAGAUCCAAAGACACUUUUUGAAUUCAAAUUUGAAUUUCUCCGUGUAGUUUGUAAUCAUGAGCACUACAUACCUUUGAAUCUACCAAUGCCAUUUGGAAAAGGCAGAGUUCAGAGAUACCAAGACCUCCAGCUGGAUUAUUCAUUAACAGAUGAGUUCUGUAAGAAUCACUUCUUAGUGGGGCUGCUUCUAAGGGAGGUGGGAAAUGCAUUGCAAGAGUUCAGAGAAGUGCGUCAGAUUGCUAUUAGUGUGCUCAAGAAUUUGAUGAUAAAGCAUUCUUUUGAUGAUAGAUAUGCUUCCAGGGUCCAUCAAGCACGAAUAGCCACUAUGUACUUGCCACUCUUUGGAUUGCUUAUAGAAAAUGUCCAACGAAUCAAUGUUAAAGAUGUGUCUCCAUUUCCUGUUAAUCCUUCCAGUAAUAGUGGAAAGGAUGAUGGGCUAAAUUUGCCGACUGCAAAUCAGCUGGUAACACCACAAAAAGCAGUAAACACAUUGGAUAAUAACCUUCCUAAAGAUCUGUUUGGUGUUAUCUCUGGCAUUGCUUCUCCAUAUACUACUUCAACUCCGAAUAUUAAUUGUGUGAGGAAUGCUGACUCAAGAGGCUCUCUUAUAAGUACAGACUCAGGAAACAGUCUUCCUGAAAGACACAGUGACAAAAGCAAUUCUCUUGACAAGAACCAACAGAGCAGCACUUUGGGAAGUUCUGUAGUUCGAUAUGACAAACUUGACCAAGCAGAGAUCAAGAGUCUGCUUAUGUGUUUCCUUCAUAUCUUGAGAAGUAUGUCAGAAGAUGCGUUGUUUACUUAUUGGAACAAGGCUACGAAAUCUGAACUCAUGGACUUCUUCACAAUUACAGAAGUGUGCUUACAUCAGUUCCAGUACAUGGGAAAACGAUACAUAGCCAGGAACCAGGAGGGGUUGGGAUCCAUAGUUCAUGAUCGAAAAUCUCAGACAUUGCCUGUUUCCCGUAACAGAACAGGAAUGAUGCAUGCCAGAUUGCAGCAGCUGAGCAGCCUGGAUAACUCUCUCACUUUUAACCACAGCUAUGGCCAUUCAGAUGCAGACGUUCUUCACCAGUCUUUACUGGAAGCAAAUACUGCCACAGAAGUUUGCCUUACAAUUCUGGAUACUCUAUCAUUAUUCACAAUGGCUUUUAAGAAUCAGCUACUGACAGAUCAUGGACAUAAUCCACUAAUGAAAAAAGUAUUUGAUGUAUACCUCUGCUUCCUUCAAAAGAAUCAGUCUGAAACAGCACUGAAAAAUGUUUUCGUUGCUUUAAGGGCACUUAUUUUUAAGUUUCCUUCUACGUUUUAUGAGGGUAGAGCUGAUAUGUGUUCUGCCCUGUGCUAUGAGAUUCUGAAGUACUGCAAUUCCAAAUUGAGUUCAAUUCGUACUGAAGCUUCGCAGUUACUGUACUUCUUAAUGAGAAAUAAUUUUGAUUACACAGGAAAGAAAUCUUUUGUUAGAACACAUCUACAGGUGAGUAUACUUUAUUUUUUGUUUGUUGUGUUUUAAAGUAUUGUGUGGUCA